Molecule: messenger RNA, 989 nt
Organism: Vigna unguiculata (cowpea)
Lineage: Eukaryota; Viridiplantae; Streptophyta; Magnoliopsida; Fabales; Fabaceae
Product: RmlC-like cupins superfamily protein
Molecular function (GO): manganese ion binding
Source: RefSeq, a predicted model, not a curated record
UUUAAGAGCUUCUUAAUAUCCAUUUCUUUCUAUAUAACCACCUCAACUCACUCUCUCUUCAACACCUAGGAAACCAAAAAGGAAAGAGGAAAAAGAACAAGAGAAAAAUGUCUUCAGAAAACGCCCUUUGGUUUUUGCUUGCCAUUUUCUCCCUCAGUGUAGCCAUAACCUUGGCCUCUGACCCUGAUCCAGUUCAGGAUUUCUGCAUACCAAACCCAAGAUUUGGUGCCAUGAAAACAGCACAUGCCAUGCACUACAUUCUCCCAUGCAAGAACUCCUCCGAGGCCACCACCGAAGACUUCGUUUUCUCUGGUUUAAGAGCCUCAGGGACAUUCUCAGACACAGGCCUUGCGGUGGUUUCAGCAAGCGCUACAAAUUUUCCAGGGCUCAACACUUUGGGCUUGUCUUUUGCACGUGCAGACAUAGAAGUCGGGGGCAUUAACCCACCACAUUUUCACCCUAGAGCCACCGAGCUGGUUCAUGUGGUGCAAGGAAAAGUGUACGCAGGUUUUGUUGAUUCAAGCAAUAGGGUGUUUACUAGAGUGCUUGAAAAAGGAGAGGUCAUGGUGCUCCCUAAAGGUCUGGUGCACUUCAUGAUGAAUGUUGGUGAUGAAGCUGCUACUUUGUUCGGAAGCUUCAAUAGCCAAAACCCUGGUAUUCAGAAGGUACCUUCUGCUUUGUUUGGUUCAGGAAUUGAUGAGGAGCUUCUGCAGAAGGCUUUUGGACUCAGUUCUAAGCAGAUUGGGAGCUUGAGGAAAAAGUUUGAUCCCAAGACUGCAAGGUAGAUCAUAACUGCUAAAAUGCUUUAGUUUGUCCAUUUUAAGGUUUUGAGUUUUCUUGUUUAUUCCUUUGUUUCAAACAGUUUUCAACCCCUUCUCCCACUUUUUGUGUUGUUUUGUUAUAAUACUAUAUAAGGUAAAGAAUAUGAAGUGCAUCUUGGUCGCACUACCUUGUACUGAAAUCUGAAGCAGCAAAUAUUUCCAUCCUCU